This is a messenger RNA of Kluyveromyces marxianus DMKU3-1042, 936 nucleotides long. RefSeq names its product putative serine/threonine-protein phosphatase (gene PPN2). The coding region runs from base 1 to 936 and encodes 311 amino acids. The transcript has a single exon. Gene Ontology annotation, cellular component: cytoplasm. The record is from RefSeq and is a predicted model, not a curated record. Gene Ontology annotation, biological process: polyphosphate catabolic process. NCBI's taxonomy places the organism in Eukaryota, Fungi, Ascomycota, Saccharomycetes, Saccharomycetales, Saccharomycetaceae. Gene Ontology annotation, molecular function: phosphatase activity; endopolyphosphatase activity.
AUGGCAUUUUUUAAAGGUUUGACCGCUUUCAGUGUGGCAUUAUUCUUCAUGUUCGUUACCUUUGUAUUGUGGCAUGAAAAGGAGUAUACUAACUUUCCUAUCAUUGAGACUAUAAAAUAUAGUACAAUUGACCGUUUUCAUGAUAGAAUAGUUUUCGUCGGUGAUAUCCAUGGAAUGUAUGAUCAAUAUAGGGAAUUAAUUGAAGACAAAGUAAAACCAGAUGCUAAUACUACAGUGGUUCUUUUAGGGGAUUUCAUCUCAAAGGGUCCCGACUCGAAUCUUAUUGUCAACGAAGUCAUUCUCAAUGAUAACAUUGAUUAUCGUGUGGAAUGUGUAUUAGGCAAUAAUGAGCUUAGAACGAUAUAUGCAUUGCUUAAUCCUCUAACGUUGGGAAAACAUAAUAUCAAAUCCAUCCAGUUUACCACGGACUCUUUUUUACCGGAUAAAGACACGGUCAAUAAGCGCCACAAACAGUUGGCUAAAGAGCUAGGCUGGUCAUCUCUAACAAAAGUUGCCUUUAAAUGCAGCGCCAUGUGGCAAUUUCACGAUAAUGAAAAAGAUAAGUUAACUCUUGUGGGCGUUCAUGCCGGCGUGUUGCCUGAGCAUCUACCUAAUCCUAUGAUAGAAGAGCUGACUGAAAUGAAAUAUGUUGAUAUCAAUGAUCACACUCGUACGUCAAAAAAGAAAAUAGAUCAUGGUAUAAAAUGGUAUAAACUUUGGAACCAUCUAAACAAAGAGAAAUACCAGAUAGGCGGUAAUGUGAAUGUUCUCUACGGACAUGAUUCUAAAAAGGGACUCAAUAUUCGUCGUUAUACUAAAGGAUUGGAUUCCGGUUGUGUAAAUGGGAAAUCAUUGACUGCCUUGGAAUAUGUAUGGAACCGCAAAACAAAGGUGUACGAUAAUAUUUUACAUUCUGUCUCUUGCGAUAGAAGCUAA